Messenger RNA from Medioppia subpectinata, 912 nucleotides. NCBI's taxonomy places the organism in Eukaryota, Metazoa, Arthropoda, Arachnida, Sarcoptiformes, Oppiidae. The record is from the annotation of a GenBank genome assembly.
AUGAAGUUAAUUAUAUUAGACGACUACCAGAAAGUGUCCGAAUGGACGGCCAAAUACAUCCGCAAGACUAUCAACAACUUCAAGCCCGGACCCGACCGCUACUUCACCCUCGGUUUGCCCACCGACGACUACCAGAAAGUGUCCGAAUGGACGGCCAAAUACAUCCGCAAGACUAUCAACAACUUCAAGCCCGGACCCGACCGCUACUUCACCCUCGGUUUGCCCACCGGUAGUACACCUCUCGGCACUUAUCAGAAGUUAAUCCAAUACUAUAAAGAGGGCACGAUAUCAUUCAAAUACGUGAAGACAUUCAAUAUGGAUGAGUACGUGGGUCUGCCGCGAGACCAUCCCGAGAGUUACCACUCGUUUAUGUACCACUCCUUCUUCAAACACAUAGACAUCGAUCCCUCCAAUACUCAUAUUCUGGACGGAAACGCAUCCGAUCUGAAGGCAGAGUGCGAUCGCUUCGAGCGACUCAUCAAAGAGUCGGGAGGUAUUGAGCUGUUUGUGGGCGGCAUUGGACCGGACGGUCACAUCGCGUUCAAUGAGCCCGGAUCCAGUCUCGCCUCAAGAACUCGCGUCAAAACACUGGCCGACGACACAAUUCUAGCGAACGCCCGCUUCUUCGGCAACGACUUAUCCAAAGUGCCGACAGAAGCGCUCACUGUUGGCGUCGGAACUGUUAUGGACUCCAAAGAGGUGAUAAUCCUCAUCACUGGACAGCAUAAGGCGUUUGCGCUCUACAAAGCCAUCGAGGAAGGGGUCAAUCAUAUGUGGACUGUGUCUGCCUUUCAAUUACAUCCGUCCACUCUCUUCAUCUGCGACGAAGACGCCACUCAUGAGCUCAGAGUGAAAACUGUUAAAUACUUCAAAGGAUUAAUGAGAGUUCACAACAAACUCGUAGAGGAUUAA